AUGGUGAAUCUUAAUCAGGAGCAAAUUGCACAACCCACGGCUACAAACAUGUUCAAUAAGAAAAAUGAUCUUCUUUCCACUGCCAUGAAGAGGACUAGUGAAUGGAUCUUUUCGCAGGAAAUCCCGAGUGAUGUAACUGUUAGAGCAGGAGGAACUUCCUUUUCAUUGCACAAGUUCCCAUUGGUCUCAAAAUGUGGAUACAUAAGGAAGUUAGUAUCAGAAUCCACUGAUACUGAUCUUGCUGUUAUUGAUAUCCCUGGUAUUCCCGGAGGAGCAGAGGCAUUUGAACUCGCUGCAAAAUUUUGUUAUGGAAUAAACUUUGAGAUAAGUACAGAAAACAUUGCCAUGCUUAGGUGUGUAGCUGAAUAUCUUGAGAUGACAGAAGACCAUGCAGUUGGAAAUUUAGUUGAAAGAACCGAGAAAUACCUACACGGAGUGGCAUUAAAGAGCCUUGCAGGGGCAGUUACCAUUUUGCAUUCUUCUGAAAUCCUGCUUCCCCUAGCAGAAAAAGUAAAAUUGGUGAGCCGAUGCAUAGAUAUGAUAGCAUUUGUGGCCUGUAGAGAUAGCCAUUUUAGCGCAUCAGGGAGGGCGGAGAGUGACAAGAAUGAUUCGAUAUCCUCCAAAUCAUCCAUGUCCAAUACGAAGCCUGUUGUUGAGUGGUGGGCUGAAGAUUUGACUGUCCUUCGAAUCGAUUUCUUUCAAAGGGUUCUCAUUGCAAUGAUGGCAAGGGGAUUCAAACAAAAUGCUCUUGGUCCAAUAUUAAUGCUGUAUGCACAAAAAUCUCUUCGUGGGUUGGAAAUUUUUGGAAAGGGUAGGAAGAAAAUUGAGGCAAGAGAAGAACACGAGAAACGGGUUGUUUUGGAAACAAUAGUUAGUCUUCUGCCAAGAGAGAAGAAUGCCAUGUCAAUUAGCUUUCUCUCGAUGCUUCUUCGAGCUGCAAUACAUCUUGAAACGACAGUUGCUUGCAGGCUUGACUUGGAAAAGAGGAUGGCCUUGCAACUAGGACAGGCUGUGUUAGACGAUUUACUAAUUCCAUCUUAUUCUUUCACCGGGGAUACAUUGUUCGAUGUUGAAACUGUGCAGAGGAUAAUGGUGAAUUACCUGGAAUAUGAAAUGGAGGGGAAUAGAUCGGGAUACAAUGCAGAUGAAGAGUAUAUUUCUUCUUCACAAAGUGAUAUGGAGUGUGUCACAAGGUUAAUGGAGAGCUAUCUUGCUGAAAUUGCUUCUGACCGCAAUUUAUCUGUCUCAAAGUUCAUCAGUCUUGCAGAACUAAUUCCUGAACAGUCACGAAUAACAGAAGACGGAAUGUAUAGGUCCAUUGAUAUCUACUUGAAGGCUCAUCCGGCAUUAAGUGAUAUGGAGAGAAAGAAAGCUUGCAGUGUGAUGGACUGUCAAAAGCUUUCUCGGGAAGCUUGUGCCCACGCAGCUCAAAAUGACCGACUACCGGUCCAGACAGUAGUUCAAGUGCUUUACUACGAGCAACAACGCCUCAGGGAAGUCAUGGACAGCAGCCUCAAUGAUUCUCCUUCUCUUCCAAGUAAACCGAAUAAGUUCUCCAUUGAAAUCCACCCUGUACUAGAUGAGCUCUCGACUCUACGUAAAGAAAAUCAGGACCUGAAACUUGAGUUGGUGAAAAUGAAAAUGAGAUUGAAAGAAAUCGCAAAAUCUGAUGAUCCUAAAGCAUCGUUUGGUAGUCCCUCAGGCAAUCGUCUAUCCUUUGAUAAGCCUCCUUUGCCUAGAAAAUCUUUCAUAAGCUCCAUCUCAAAAACCAUUGGCAGAUUUAUUUGGGCUGACGGAAUCGUACCUCAAAGCGCCAAACGUCGAAAUAAACCAAGCAAAGAUAGGCGACAUUCCAUAUCAUGA
Molecule: messenger RNA, 1863 nt
Organism: Fraxinus pennsylvanica
Lineage: Eukaryota; Viridiplantae; Streptophyta; Magnoliopsida; Lamiales; Oleaceae
Source: the annotation of a GenBank genome assembly